AUGGGUGAGGGUAAUCGGGAAACCCCCAAGAAGGAAAGGGAAUGUCCGUUCAUGUCUCGACGCCAGGUCGAGGGCCUGAUUGCCCAGGGACGCACGAUCACAAUCGUCGACCAGUUUGUUCUUCGGCUCGAUGGAUGGUUGGCCUACCAUCCCGGCGGUGACAAGGCCAUUCAACACAUGGUCGGUCGAGAUGCCACCGACGAGGUCACAGUUUUGCACUCACCCGAAGCGAAAGCACAAAUGAACCGGUAUCGAAUUGGCAGGAUCGAGGGGCAUUGGCGAAACUUUGUUCCUCCCAUUCAGGGUGGCAAGUUCAGAACUUUGGAGGAAGGCGACCCAGACAUCGACGAUGCGGAGGAAGACGUCUCGCUACGCUUCUUCGGUCCCUCGUCUCCCAGUGACGUGAGCUCGCGGGAGGCUUCCCCGGUCUUCGAUACCACCGACAGCAGCGUACGGCAACGACGAGGUGCACCUCAGAGCUCGAGCUCUGUGUCAUCAGCAACUUCGGACUGCGGCGACGAUGAAGAGAUGGACGGCACUGCGUUUCUAGAUUCGGAGACUCGCAAGAAAAUCAACCUCGAUCUUGACAAAUACCCACCCCUCGACGACGAGACCCAAACCGAGAUCGUGCGCAAGUACAGACUGCUGGAUCAGCGCAUCAAGGACGAGGGUCUUUACGAUUGUGACUAUCGUGCCUACGCCGUCGAAAUGACCCGCUAUACGCUCCUGUUCGUUGGCAUGCUGACGUUUUUGCGUUGGGGCUGGUACGUCCCGAGCGCGGCCUGUCUAGGAUGCUUCUGGCACCAGCUUGUAUUUUCAGCUCACGAUGCUGGUCAUAUGGGCAUCACGCACAACUUCCACGUCGAUACGUGUAUCGGCAUAUUCAUUGCCGACUUCAUGGGAGGCCUUUCCAUUGGCUGGUGGAAGCGAAAUCACAAUGUCCAUCACAUCGUUACCAACUCACCCGAACACGACCCGGAUAUUGAACAUAUGCCUUUCUUCGCCGUGUCCCAUCGCUUCCUCGGCAACUUGACAUCAUCUUACUACGAGCGCAUAAUGACAUACGACGCCGCGGCCAAAUUCUUCCUGUCCAUGCAGUCGUACCUCUAUUACCCGAUCAUGUGCUUCGGCCGUUUCAACCUUUACAGGCUCUCCUGGGACCAUUUGAUUUUCAGGCGCAGCCCCAAGAAAGGCAUUGCCUGGUGGCAUCACUGGCUUGAGGUGGCUGGACAGGUUUUCUUCUGGGCCUGGUUCGGCUACGGUGUCGUGUACAAGUCUAUCCCUAACAACUGGGACCGAUUCGUUUUUGUGAUGGUCAGCCACAUCCUACAGUCACCGCUGCACUGUCAAAUCACGCUAUCACACUUUGCUAUGAGCACCGCCGAUCUGGGCCCCCACGAGUCGUUCCCUCAGAAGAUGUUGCGGACGACCAUGGACGUUGAUUGCCCGUCAUGGCUGGACUUUUUUCACGGCGGGCUGCAGUUCCAGGUCGUUCAUCACAUGUACCCUCGCAUUCCGCGCCACAACCUGCGCAAGACGCAGAGAUUGGUGCAGGAAUUCUGCAACGACGUGGGCAUUCCUUACGCCCUGUACGGCUUCGUAGACGGUAACAAGGAUGUCAUCGGUCGCUUGGCCGAGGUGUCUCAACAAGCUGCCAUAUUGGCAAAGUGUCAAAAGGCUGUGGUCAAGAAUGGUGAUAUCCUCGGUGGACACCACUAA
Messenger RNA from Colletotrichum chrysophilum, 1719 nucleotides. RefSeq lists its product as uncharacterized. The transcript has 2 exons. Gene Ontology annotation, biological process: lipid metabolic process. Gene Ontology annotation, molecular function: oxidoreductase activity, acting on paired donors, with oxidation of a pair of donors resulting in the reduction of molecular oxygen to two molecules of water. Lineage: Eukaryota; Fungi; Ascomycota; Sordariomycetes; Glomerellales; Glomerellaceae. The record is from RefSeq and is a predicted model, not a curated record. Gene Ontology annotation, cellular component: membrane. The coding region runs from base 1 to 1719 and encodes 572 amino acids.